AGGCCUGGCUGUAGUUGUCCAAGGACUGGACUCAGCUGUUCGACUCCCAGCACAAGUUAUUCCAGUAACUGCCGGAGCUCCCUAAAGGAUCAAAUCACUUUUAACUUGCUUCUUUAGCACUCACCAAGUUUUAUACAGUUUUCUGUGUUUUAUCGAUUUUAAUGCAAAAUGUUGCGUUGGAAUUUAAACUUAUUGCAUCAUUGGAUCAUUGCAGUUAUUGUUGUGUCGUUCUGUGAAAAAUCACAUUCUUCAGGAUCCUUUCACAAGUUCAAUGGAAGUAUAGGUUGCCCCCAUAUGCAGUUUCUGUGCCUGAAUGGGGACUGUAUUACAGAGGAAAGACAUUGUGACGGCCAUGAAGACUGCAUUGACGGGGCAGAUGAGCACAAUUGUGAUGUACUGAAGUGUCUACCACCCAACUACUACACUUGUGACAACAAUCGCUGCGUCAGCACGACAUUUCUUUGCGACGAUGAUAAUGACUGUGAAGAUUGGUCUGAUGAGAAAAACUGCAGCAACAUACAUGUGGAGCCCACCAGCUGCAGUCCUGAAGAGUACCAGUGUAUGGACCGGCUGUGUAUCCCGAAAAAGUGGGUCUGCGACGGCAAACCUGACUGUCUGGACUCCAGCGACGAGACACUGGGCUGUACCUCAAAUAUUACAUGCGAUGGAUUCAAAUGCAAAAACCAUUACUGCAUUCCAUCAGAAUGGCAAUGUGAUGGGGGAAAUGACUGCGGGGAUAACUCUGACGAAGAGAGCUGCACUCGAAGAGAAAUCUCUCUAGAGGAAUGCUCAAUAGACCACAGGAUGUUCCACUGCCAUGAUGGUCUGUUGUGUAUUGAACUAUAUGAACUGUGUAAUGGCAAGGGUGACUGUUUAGAUAAUUCUGAUGAAGGUGGCCAAUGUUCAAGCCCAGGUAUUUGUGCCAACAAGACAUGUCCUUUUGACUGUUACCCAUCCCCCCAUGGCCCUAUCUGUGCUUGUCCUAAAGGAACAUUCAAUGAUGGCCAUUCUUGCCAUGAUGUUGACGAGUGUGAUCAGUUUGGAAUCUGUGAUCACAAAUGUACCAACCUCAUAGGAGGCUAUCAGUGCCACUGUGAUCCUGGUUAUAUUCUUGCAUCGGAUAAGAAAACAUGCAAAGCUGAAGGGCCUGAAGGGUUGCUUCUGUUUUCAUCCCACAAGCAGAUCCGAGCGUUUUUUCUAACUUCAGAAGUAUACUACCCUGUAGCCAAGGAUCUAUCUCAAGUGACUGGAGUCGCAUAUGACGGUCAGCAUGUCUACUGGACCAAUGUCUACCAUGGAGAGGAGGCCAUUCUUCGAUCCCUGGAAGAUGGUUCUGAGCAAGAAGUUAUCAUCUCUGCAGGUUUGGGGACACCAGAGGAUCUAGCUUUGGACUAUAUAACAAAGAACAUCUACUUCACUGACUCUAAAUAUAAACACCUGGGCGUGUGUUCUAAUGAUGGUACUCUCUGCACAGUACUACACAAUGUAGAUAUAGACAAGCCAAGGGGAAUCUGCCUCUCUCCUGUUGAAGCCUUGAUGUACUGGUCGGAUUGGGGUAAACGCCCUCUGAUUGCUCGUUCAGGAAUGGAUGGCAGCAAUGUCGUUGACUUUAUCACCAAAGAUCUCCAUUGGCCCAACGGUCUCACCAUAGACCAUGGCAAUGACCGCCUCUACUGGGUUGAUGCUAAACUGCUUGUCAUUGAAUCCAUCAAACUCGAUGGCACUGGCCGUAGAGUGGUAUUGGCAGAAGCCAUCAAACAUCCAUAUGCUGUAGCAGUAUUUGAAAAUUACUUAUACUGGAGUGAUUGGACUGGGCAGGAGAUUCAGAAAUGUAACAAGUUCACCGGUAAAGAUAGACAGACUGUGAUACGUGAGAAAAACAACAGAAUAUUUGGUGUACACAUUUAUCAUCCAGCAAUGAUGAAUUCUUCAGUUGGUAACCCUUGUCUCACAGCAGGAUGCAGUGACCUGUGCUUGCUAGCCCCUUCAUCAAAGCCAGUGCCCUACACAUGUGCCUGUCCCCAAGAUAAGGUCCUGGCUCCCAAUGGUCACACCUGUGAACAGGUGCUCAAGAACCACACGUUGCUGGUAGGUGCAGGUGGCAGUCUCCUUGAGGUGGAACACCAGAGGCUCGGACGUGUGACAACUCAACCAGUUCACCUUACAAGUGUCUACAAGAUUGGGGCACUCGCAUAUGAUGCCCUCAAUGGUCAUGUACUGAUCAGUGAUGCUGUUGAAAAGAAGGUGGUAUCUCUAAACCCGAUGACAGGAGAGACAUCUAUCUUGCUGGCAGGACAGGAUGUAGGCAGGAUAGAAGGAAUGGAGGUGGACCCAUAUGGCCACAACCUGUACUGGGCUGAUGGAGAGCGUCAGACUGUGGAAGUACUCAGUCUCAACACGCACACGCGCAAGGUUCUGCUCCAUGAUCUUGGUGGAGAGACACCCUUAGAUGUUGCUCUCGUACCUGAUGAUGGAUUCAUGUUUGUGGCUCUAAUGGGACCUAAGGUGGUGCACAUAGAUAGGUUCAAUAUGGAUGGAGACAUGAAGACCCGAGUACACAUUGUAGACAAGGACGUGCUGGGACCCAAUGUGGCUCUUGCCUAUGACAAACACGUUCACCACAUCUUCUGGUCAGACUCAGGCACUGGGAAUAUUGAGGCUGUAGACAUUGAUGGAAUGGAGCGAACCAAGGUAAGGGAGUUGUACCACUCGCCCAUUGACAUUGCUGUGAUAGAGGAUGACAUAUUCUGGACCAGCUUUGGAACACCUAAACUGCACUGGGUGAACAAAUACGAGGACAAUAGUGACAGCAGCAAGGAGUUGGUACUAGGACUCACCCAGGGCCUUGAAUCUGUAAGGUUGGCAGUCGUGACUGCUCUAGUCUCUGGGGCAGAGCACAAUUGUCAGAAGAACAAUGGUGGUUGUAGCCAUAUCUGUUUGCUCAGCCACAACAAACAUACUUGUGCCUGCCCAUUUGGGAUGGUGCUGAAACGAGAUGGUGUGACAUGUGAAGUCCCUGUACACUGCCAGGUGGGUCAGUACCGCUGCAACACAGGGGAAUGUAUUCACGUGUCUUUGCAAUGCAACCACCGGGCCGACUGUCCCCAUGGAGAUGACGAAGUAGACUGUAAAGAGAUUGUGUUAAGCUGUGCUCGUGGCAUGUUCUCCUGUCACAACGGAGAAAAGUGUGUGGAACACCAUAACCGUUGUGAUGGCAUCUGGCAUUGUCAAGACGGCUCAGACGAACGGAGCUGUUCCCACAUGGGCUGUAAAGCAGGAGAGUUCCAAUGCAAGAGUGGACCUUGCAUACCGAUGUCCUGGCGUUGUGAUGACUCAAAGGAUUGUGAGGAUUCAUCUGAUGAAGAACAAUGUGAGAAGACAACAUGUCAUCCUGAACAAGAGUUUAGAUGCACCAGUGGGACUUGCAUUCCAUCUACUUGGGAGUGUGACAAUCAGCCUGACUGUACGGACGCCUCAGAUGAGCAUGAGUCCUGUUUGAGAGCCAGUUCCUGCGCCCCAGACCAGCUGGUGUGUAACAAUGGUCACUGUGUGGACCACCAACUAGUGUGUGAUGGAGAGGAUGAUUGUGAAGAUGGCACGGACGAGACAGGAUGCAGCAGGUCCCCGGCAGAGGAGCUAGAUGUUGCUGUCCACAUCACCGAUACCAGUCAACAACGAGGUCGGAUGCAAUGUGAUGACAAUCAAUUCACCUGUGAUAAGUGUUUGCCAGCUAGUGCAAGAUGUAACGGGACUAAAGAGUGCAGUAGAGGAGAGGAUGAGAUGGGAUGCAGUGGCUGCAUGGAGCACCAGUUCCAGUGUGUGGAUAGUGGCCGUUGUAUCAUGCGAGAGUGGGUCUGUGACGGAGACAGUGACUGCGGAGACAAGUCUGACGAGGACCCUGCCAUGUGUCAGUACUAUGAGAAAGGAGUUGAAAAAGCAGUAAACCACAACAAUUCUGAGUGUCUGGAUUUUACUUGUAAAAAUAUGAAAUGUUUACCAUUCAGCAAAGUCUGUGAUGGAACUCCAGACUGUGAAGAUAGAAGUGAUGAGGGUGGCAGAUGUGGUGGAGGUUGCCUGCCCUCAAGUUGCAUGGACACAUGUCAGGAGACUCCACUCGGUCCUCGGUGUGCCUGCUACCCAGGUUAUCAGCUGAGUGGUGACAGCCGGACUUGUCAGGACGUGGAUGAGUGUGCAUUGGGCAUUUUUUGUUCCCAGUAUUGCCACAACACACCCGGCAGCUUCACCUGCAGCUGUCGCUAUCCGGACUUUCAACUACAGGACAAUCGUAUGACUUGCAAAGCCAAAGGAAGUGAGAUGCAGAUUGUUUAUGUGAUUGAUAAACAGAUCCGUUAUGUGACCAACUCUCACUCUAGCCUGGGAGUGAUGUACGAGUCUCCAUUUCUUAACUUCCAAGUUUCAGGACUAGAUGUUGAUGCUCGCAAGAAAUGCAUUUAUUGGAGUUCAGAUUUAACUGGAAACAUCAGCCGCACGUGCUUGAACACCAAGAACACUACAGACACAAUUAGUAAACUGGUGAGACCAGGGAAACUGGCACUGGACUGGGUCACACGGAACCUUUACUUUGUAGAGAGAAACUACAUCCUGAAGGCGUGCAACUUUGAACUACAACGUUGUGCUAUAAUUGCAACUUUUCCACCAGGUGAAACCAUUUCUUCACUAGCCGUUGACCCAAUCAGGCGGUUGAUGUUCUGGAGUACAUCUACUAGCUACGGGGAGACAAAAAGUAUGAUAAAGCGAGCAGACCUAUCUGGCUCACAGAUGACAGUUGUGUUGGAGCCAAUACUCCAGCAUAUAGCAGACUUGGCUCUUGACUCCCUGCAUGAGAUGAUCUAUUGGCUGAACACUGAACGACGGGAAGUACUCAGGAUGACCUACCUCGGCAUGAACAAGCAAACCAUCUUCGCUUCUCCGGAUAUCCCAACAAAGCUUGGUCUGUUUGAGCACUCGGUAUACUGGAUGGUUGAGGGCCGCACAACGACUCGCAGACAACAUCUGGGCACUUACGGCAAUGUGUGGCAGUGUGCAGUGAGCGGUCCAUCAGCAUGGCGUUGUGAUGUGCUUAAAAUACACCCUCGAAACACACUGUCUGCCCCAGCAACCUUCACCAUCAUGCAAGAAUCUCUACAGGAACGAGGAACCAGUGAAUGUGUUGGCCAGUGCUCCCACCUUUGUGUGCAUGCCCAGUCCGGAAUUGUGUGUCUCUGUGCCGACGGUACAAAGGUGCCUCCAGGCCAAUUAUGUGAAGAUUCGUCCAUGCUGACUCAUCCCAAUUUCUCCACCAAAGUCGUCCAGAAUUCAGAUGGCUCCAGUUUUAUCUGGACCGUAUUCAAAGUGCUGAUGAUAACAUUUGUCUUCCUGCCUAUUGUGAUUGUUAUCAUCUUCCUACUUCGGAAUGAUAUAUUAAGCUACUUCCAUUCAUGUAUCAGCGUCACCCGCAAGCCUGUUUUACCAAAUAUCCACUUCAACAACCCAGCAUACGGCGUGGCUCCCUCCCAUGUGGAAACAGUGUUUCACCACUCCAGGCUGAAUCCUGGAGAGCACCAGUACGAGAACCCUAUCACAGCGGAUAAUGUAUUAGAUGGGACAGUAAAUAACAUAACAAAUGAAACUAUUGAGGUAGCAAAGAAACAAAAAGUUAUUGAAUUUCAUGUCAGUGACUUUGAUGAUGAUUCGGGAAGUCUAGAGUAUUCAGAAGCUGUGGGAGAAUCACACAGAACACCAUUAAUAAAAUAACACAUUAACUGCUAAUACUUGUUGUUUAAUAUUGUUGUUAUUCUAAUAUAAAUAUUUAUUAAUGUUAAGUUUUAUAUUAGGUUAAGUUUAAAACCAAAUAUGUGAUUUUUAUUAUAAUUAUGUAUAAGUUAAUAACAUUAAAUUAUUUUCUACCAAGACCAAACUGUGAAAAGAAUAAAUAGACUGACUUAGACAAUAUAUUUUAUAGUGACAGUCGAUAGACAGUUACUUUGUAAUGAGAACUUAGAACUAUAGUUUUACUGUAGAAUGUUAAGACCUCAUGUAAAAACAAUUUAUUCAAGUUAUAAUUGAAUUUUGUAUUUCAAUAAUAAAAAAUGUAAUGCUAAACAGGUUGUUCUAACUUGUCAUGGAGCAUCAUGUCAAACAAACUAA
This is a messenger RNA of Homalodisca vitripennis (glassy-winged sharpshooter), 6147 nucleotides long. Its product is annotated as putative vitellogenin receptor. The record is from RefSeq and is a predicted model, not a curated record. Gene Ontology annotation, molecular function: protein binding; calcium ion binding. Lineage: Eukaryota; Metazoa; Arthropoda; Insecta; Hemiptera; Cicadellidae. The transcript has 31 exons. The coding region runs from base 169 to 5754 and encodes 1861 amino acids.